AUGCCGUCUAAGCUAGCCAUAAAGGGAUCGUCGAAAAUCGUGGCAGAUUACUUCGAAUUCGCCAUAAAUAACAUCCUCUUCCAGCGUGGGAUAUACCCCCCCGAAGAUUUCCAAACAGUGCGCAAGUAUGGGCUCCCCAUGCUAUUGACUUCCGACGACGAAGUGAAACAGUACAUCGAGGCCAUAAUGAUCCAGGUGAAGAAAUGGAUAUACGGUGGGAAAAUCAACAAGUUGGUGGUGGUAAUUGUGUCCAAAUCGACGGUGGAGUCUGUAGAGAAGUGGGAGUUUGAUCUACAGGUGCUAAACUCAGGUCAACAAAACCAACAAGAUGAGCUCGAAGAGCUCGACAGCAAAACGAAGGAGGAAACUCAGAGAGAGAUCCAGUCUCUUAUCAGACAAAUAACGUCGCUGGUGUCGUACUUGCCGAUGCUCAAAGAUGACGAAUAUACGUUCAAUGUCUUGGUACAUACAGACCCGACGGACCCAUACACACCUAAAGAGUGGUGUGAGGGAGAAGACAGAGGAUUGCAAGGCCCUAAUGUGGAAAAUGUUCAAUUCAGGUCGUUCAGCACCAACAUUCAUCAAAUUGGAACCCAGGUAACCUACAAUUACGAGAAAUAG
Dujonia railenensis is the source of this 621-nucleotide messenger RNA. The record is from the annotation of a GenBank genome assembly. Lineage: Eukaryota; Fungi; Ascomycota; Pichiomycetes; Serinales; Debaryomycetaceae.